Messenger RNA from Lingula anatina, 7071 nucleotides. Its product is annotated as hemicentin-1-like. The record is from RefSeq and is a predicted model, not a curated record. Gene Ontology annotation, cellular component: plasma membrane; axon. NCBI's taxonomy places the organism in Eukaryota, Metazoa, Brachiopoda, Lingulata, Lingulida, Lingulidae. Gene Ontology annotation, biological process: homophilic cell-cell adhesion; axon guidance; dendrite self-avoidance. Gene Ontology annotation, molecular function: cell-cell adhesion mediator activity.
AUUUGACCCUUACUCGACCUUGACCUAAUUGUAGAAAAGCCGUAGGAAGAAGGCGGUCGUUUUUGUUUACGUUGGAUAUUAUCAAAGUAACAGGGUAUAUUUGGAUCUAGAAAAUACUGGGAUUGAUGUAUUGGGAGAGGUGACAGACAGAGGAUAAAACAAUGCACUAUGAGGGACCAGCUUUCAUGUUUCAUCAUCAUCAUCAUUCCAGUAUGUCUUAUAACCUGGGGAGUGAAGCCAAGUCAAGGUCUGAACUUUGUCCGAGAGCCCAGUGAUGUGAUAGCUGCUGCUGGUCAACCCCUAUGGUGGCACUGCUCAGGACAAGGGACAGGGGGGGUCACUUACAGGUGGAGAUUUAAUGAUGCAGAUGUUACUCUCCCUGACUACCGUGUCCUCAGCAAUGGCACUCUUCACAUCAGCAGUGUCAGCAGCGGCAGUGUUGGCAGUUAUCAGUGCGUCAUAUCAGAUGGACAAAAUACUCAGUAUAGCAGUGCAGUGAGCCUGCAGUUAGCAUAUUUGGCAUCUAGCUAUUCCCUGAAUCCCUCCAAUCAAAAUAAAAACGUAGGAGACACAGUGGUUUUUGAUUGUGCUAUCUCCAGUCUUCCACCUGCUUCCAUAUCAUGGUUGCUAAGCAGGAAACCCAUUACCAAGGGAACAGUGUCCAUGGUUACAUCAUCCCAAAGCAGGUUAACUAUUAAUAAUGUUGACUAUGACAGUCAGGGGGAGUAUGUGUGUGUUGCUGUCAACCCUGUGAUACAGAAUACAGGAAGAUAUAGUAACACAGCCACUCUAACUUUAGAAGGCCGUCCAGGAUUUCUAGUGUCACCCAGCCCCCAAAGUGUCCCCCAGGGUCACAGUGCCCAUUUUAACUGUGUUGCCGUGGGAACAGAGCCGCUCACUGUGCAGUGGUAUGAUGUGAGCAAUGCCAGCAGUGCAGAACUCUUACAGAAUGGCCCUAGGUAUACUAUUCUCAGUAAUGGCUCCCUGACAGUGAACACUGUACGACUAUCAGAUGCUGGUUUCUACAUGUGCCAAGCCACCAACAGCAGGGGUAGAAAUGCUGUCACUGUGCUGCUAACUGUUACAGAUCCUGUGAGCCCUCCAAGUUUCACCAAGGUCCCCAGUGACAUGGCAGUACAGGAGGGAGAGGAUGUUACAAUGCAGUGUGCAGCUACAGGGAUUCCAGAACCUGUCAUUAGCUGGGUUAAGCAUCAGAGUAGCUUUCCAGCAGACAGAACCCAACACAUCUUCCAUGGCACCAUUAAAAUCACUAAUGUCCAGAGCUCUGACAGUGGUCAGUACAUUUGCCAGGCCUCAAACUCACAGGGAACAGUUGACCACAGAGUCACCUUGACUGUGCAAGUGAAGCCAUAUUUUACCCAAGUGCCUGUGGACACUGAUGUCCGUCAAGGAGAGAGCAGUACUCUCUUUUGCAAAGCUCAAGGAACACCUGAUCCCACCAUCACAUGGAGGCUGCCAAGUGGAGAGAUACUGACUGCUGAGAGUGGACUUAUUUCUGGUGUCAGUGUGGACUCCUCUGGCUCUGCGGUCAUCAUGGCUGCAGCAGAUGUGCACCAUGGCACUUUCACCUGCUAUGCCAGCAAUUUAGUUGGCACUGUCAGCACCAGUGCUGAUCUCACUGUGCUCUCGCCACCAACAUUUACCAUCAUGCCUAGUCAACAGAAUGUUGUCGAAGGAGCAGACGCCAUUUUUAACUGCCAGGCCACGGGAAGACCCCAGCCUUCCAUCACGUGGUACAAGAUAGGUCAGAGCCAGCAGAUCCAAGAUGGAGGCUCGUACCAGCUCUUUAGGAAUGGAAGUCUCAAAAUUAUGGGCGUGAAGAGAAAUGAGGCAUGGAUAUAUCGGUGCUUGGCUUCAAAUUCUUUAGGAAAUCAAACUGCGGUUGCUCCACUAGCUGUCACUGUUUUGCCCACAGUCAAUGUAACCCCUGCAGAAUACAUAGUGGACUUGGGUCAAGUGGUCACCUUCCACUGUGUGACCACUGGUGAUCCUCAGCCACUGGUCAGGUGGGAGAGAGAUGGACAGACACUGGUGCUAGAUAGUAACAUGCAGCUUUUUGCCAACAACACACUGGUAAUUCAAAGUGUAAGAGUAGACCAGCUAGGAGAAUACACAUGUGUAGCUACAAGUUCUGUAAGCACUGUCUCUGACUCAGGAGUUAUUUUUACCAGAGAUGUUCCAAAUUUCCUUGUUCCUCCGUCCAAUGUGACAGUCAACGUGACAGAUACUGCCGCCCUUCACUGCUCUGCCACAGCCAGGGAACAACCAACAUACAUCUGGUACACAGCAGACGCACAGGGAACUCUGGGUAGGAUGCUAGGUCAGGGGUCAGGUCAAGGGUCAGGUCAAGGGUCAACUAUAUAUGUGGAUGCUCUUGGGAAUCUUAGGCUACAGAACAUAGAGGAAGGCAGUGAAGGUUGGUAUGCCUGUGUGGCCAGGAAUAGUGUGGGGAACACCACUGGACUGGCUUAUGUCACUGUCAAUGUACCACCACGUUUAUUGGCAAGCAGUUCCAGUCUUACUGUACCAAGUGGCCAACCAGUGAUCAUGCAGUGUUUCUUUACUGGGAAGCCAUCUUUAAUAUGGAAGUCACCAGGUGGCAGUGUGAUCAGCAGAAGUGGUUUCGACUACCAAUUGAAUUCAUCAAGUCUCCACAUUGUAACAUCUAAUGUCUCCCUGCACUGGGGCACAUGGACAUGCCGGGCCUGUAAUCUUCUGGGGUGUAUGGAAGGCAUGAUACAGCUCAGUGUUGAAGGGCCACCAGCAAUUAGAGGUGUCACUGCCACUGAGACCAAUAGCAGUAUAUCCCUCUCAUGUAUCACAGUGGGCACCCCAGCUCCACAAGUCCAGUACUUCAUACAGCAAGUACAGAUCUUCCCAGUAUCCCCUCUUGUGGGGCAUGCAGUUUCCACUGUAGAUGGCAGCAGUAGGCUGGUAGUAGAAAAGCAGCAUGUGUUUUCCAGUUACACCUGUAGAGCUUACAAUGGACUCGGCACUGUAAAUGUAGUUCUUACUGUGCCAGGACCCCCCACUGCCCCUUAUGCUCUGGCGGUCACCUCCUCCACUGUCCAGUUAUCCUGGAUAGCUGACCACUCAGGCCAACUGCCCCUCACAGGGUAUAAAGUCCAGUUCAGGCAGGUCCAGCCAGUGCUGACCACAGAGUGGACAGAUGUGGAGGGUAUGGUGGGGACUACAGAGUUGCCAUACUUGGUGACAGGAAUGGUCCCGUUUGCUAGUUUUGAGUUCAGGGUGAGAAGUAGAAAUAUCCUGGGCUAUGGUGACCCUAGCGAGGCAUCUGCUAUUGUCAACACUUUAGAUGGUGCUCCAGGUCUCCCAUCUGAUGUUACCGUAGAAACCAAACAGAACUCCAUUAUUAUCAGCUGGUCCAGACCUGUUGUCUUGAAUGGUUAUGCAGAAAAUAUUGCAUACCAACUCACCUAUACCAACCUAAACACCAGUACCUCUAAGGCAUAUGAGACCAACCAAGCAGAGCCACUGCGCCUGGUGAUUGAAAACUUAGACUAUGAGAGUACAUAUGAGGUCAGAGUGAGAGCUGGUAAUACCAGACUGGCUGAGGGGGGCUGGGGGGAGUAUGUGACCAAGACAGUGACUCUCAGGGAGUUGGUUCCCACACUCACACCAGAAAUCACAGAGGCGACACCUAGAGGACCAGACGCCAUUGUGGUGCACUGGAAGCUCGCCAAAAAUGGCAGCCAUGACAAAGUUGUUAUUGCCUACGCCGAGGUGUACAAGUCUGCAUUUACCACCAUCAGAUUAAACCAAACUACGAGCGGUAACUAUGCUGUAACAGGGCUCCAGGCAGGCACGGUAUACCAGAUCAGGGCAGCUAUGUAUAAUAAUGCAGGAGUAGGGCCCUAUUCUGAUGUAACUAUAGUUGAGACAGGACCAGCUCUGUUCAGUCAGGUGGGAUAUAAAGAUCAGCAGCUUCUCACCACUGGUACCAUCAUAGGCAUCAUCGGGGGCUGUCUGGGGGGUCUGCUCCUGGUGCUGCUCCUCAUACUGAUCUGUUCACAGCAGAGGAGGCUGAGGCAGAAGGAGAAAUCUCUGGAGACUAAAAAAUCUGAUGUGAAGAUGAAUCCUUACGUGGAUCACGACACGAGUAAUCUCGAGUUUGAUGACACAGUUUUCAACACAGUGAACAGCCGCACCUCAGGUAUUCGUGGUUUCUAUGACUUCCAAGGAGACCACGCCCACGAUGUGUCCACAGACACGGCCUACACAGUGGGCAGGAACACAUCAGUACAGGGCAUCAGUGUGAAGCCACAGAGGUCUGAUAUUGUGUAUAAGAGCACCACUGGCUAUUACAACCCUGUAGUGGAAGAGGAACCAUUAGGAGAACACACAGAAAUAGAACUGGAUACCACUAAAAACUCUGUCAACUACCUGGAGCCAGCACAAACCAAGAAGAAACAAAAUGGAGUGCUACGAAGUUUAGACAGGACAGGUGACAGUUUGAGCUCCCAUGAGUAUGCAGAGGUCUCACCUCGUUCUGAGAGAAGUUCUAGAUCUAGUGGCCAAGAUGAGCCUGACACAAGUCUGUACGCUGUGGUGAACAAAAACAGUAAACUUUACAGCCCAGAAGGCAGCUUAAGGAGUAGAGACAUGUCUUCACAGUUCAGUACGCCCUCCAAGGAAGCCUUGGGAAAAUUAGUACAUUCCAAACCCAAACACAGAAUCUCCAUCUCAAAAGAUGACAGCGCCCUCCCAGACAAGCACAGCAAUGACAAAACUCUUUUAAUUGAGGAGUCCACGGACAGUCAACCAGAUAAAACCGAGGCUUCACUCCCUCCAGUAAAAUUCAGCCAAUAUGUCAGUCGUUCUUUGGGAUCGCGUUUUCCCAAAAAGAACUAUGCUUUUCCUCCAUUGGAUUCCAAUAUAUUUCUUGCACCAGAGGAGUAUGAAAAGGUUGCAACCACAAAGGAGAAGAAAGCUGGCGAUGACAAUGAUGAUGAUGAUGACAUCUUUGACCCAGAUGUUGUUCACAAAGGAAGCAACCUUGAAUUUGAACAUGAGGGAGACACAACACUGGAGAGCGAGGAUGAGGAAUUGAUUGAGGAGGAGGAGGAAGAUGAAGAAGAGGAGAUAAAACAUCACGAUGCAGUUUUGUUUUAAUAGUCAAGUUUUUUUGUUAUUCUUUAAAUCUUGACAUCAUAGUCAUGAUCUGAAAUAUACAGAAAGAAAUGUUACACCAUUAAACACAGUGAUGCUGUGGUGUGACAUGUCCAUCCAAGAUGUUCACUCAAGAAUGGGCACAUUGAAUGUUCAAGUUUAUUUAGGAGAUGGUGAGAGUAGAGAGCUGCUUACUUUUUGCUUGCUGAGGAAAAGGAGAGGGGGUUAGGUCUGUCUAAACUCUAUUGUACAGGGUUUUUAUCAACAGUUUUUUUUUUUCUUUUAAUCAAAAUCUCAUUCUUUAUGGCAGGAAACAAAUCUAAAGCCCUAUAUUUUACAGCUGAAAACGAUCAUGAUGUAGGACAUUGGUAUAGAUUUUAAUAUUACAUUGAACUUUGUUCUGUUCUCUUAGUUAUCACAUCUUGUAUGUCCAUACAUUCUUAUUCUCACAUUUAACAGUUAGCAUUUCUCUUGAACAAGGUAUUGUGAUGCACCAGCUCAGGGACCAGCUCCUCAUUCACAGUCAACAGUGGAUGUUACACAAUGUGCCGUCACAUCUAACACAAUUACACCCAGUUUUUCUUAUCCACCAAGGCACAUUUCACAUUGAGUGGAAUAUAUAUACUGUACGGAGUACAGUCUGUAUCAGAUUUGAAUGACUGGGAACUAAGCAGCUUGGCUAUUACAUGAUUGAGUUACAUGAUAUGGUUGAUUAAAUAACUUAACAGCAGGAAGCAAACUUGUGGAAAACUUGUGAAAUAGAGUAAGACCCCGUGUAGCAUGAUUACAUAUUAUGACCUAAUGUUGAAGUGACACAGAUUGUGUCACUUACAUAUACCAUUUUAUGUCAAAAGGGCUGAAGACAAACAUCAUGGAGCGAUGCUGGCUAUCGGUUACACACACAACUGUAGUGCAGGGUUCCAAAUAUCAAAGUAAAUCUUUAUUUUUAUUUUUCACUCACGAAUAUAUUACAUUGACAUGGGGAAAUUCAAUUCACCCUUUUUUAGCCUUUGGGUGAAUUCAUACAUUUGACAACCUACAUCUGUUUUAAUAUCUUCUUUCAUAAGCACAAUAUUUCAGACAAAACUGCAUUGUCAUAUUUUUUAUGUUAUUUCUUUAUUUUUUGUUUAUUUAUUUAAAAAGAUUUUACAGGUUAGUUGUAGGAGUUCCCUCCGGAAAAGAUCUGAAUAUUUGUUUUUCAUCUAAUAUGACUAUUAUGAACUAUUAUUAAGUGUGGUAACAUAUUUUUUACUGAACAGAUACCCUUCAUUUUAUAGAUUUAUAAUACUCUUAGGUAAGUGCUCAUAUAACUUUUGCUUUUGAUGUUUGUACAAUUAUAUAAAUAUAUAUGUGGAAAUUAUAUUUAUACAUUUAUAAUAUGGUGUUAUUCUGAAGGAAGUCACUGUAAGCCCUUCACCAGUAUCUAUAGAUAUGUCAGACACUUGCUUAGUCCACUCAGUUGCUAAAGCAUUAUAAAUUAUAAAAAGUUUGUUCUUCUCAUACUGGUUUAAAUUUAUAAGUACUUUUUAAGAAGGAUAAUUUAUAUACAUGUUAGCUUACCUUUGAAUGUUUGUUUGAAGGUUUUGAAAGACCUGUAACUGAGAUUUGUAGUUGUAGAGCUUUAAUACUCAAUCAUCUGCAUGGUUAAUCUUUUUUACUCUGUUUUUAUUUUAUUUUUGAUGCAAGAUACUCUUUAACGUGUUCUUCUCGUUUUUUAAAUACUGUAUUAGGCUAGAUUUCAUAAUCAUGUUUUUUUUUUUUUUUUAUUUUCCGUCCACACCUUUGGAAAUGAUUAACUUUUGCAAGCUAUAUAAUGCAUCAAGUUAAUUUUAAUUAUUUAAAAAUUCUUGUAUCCAGAAGUUUUGUACAAUAGUAAAACCUUAUUUAUGCUCAGUUGUUUCUGCAUUGAUUUAGAGUUAA